This is a messenger RNA of Chinchilla lanigera (long-tailed chinchilla), 4413 nucleotides long. It is a transcript of the gene Tnk2, whose product is annotated as tyrosine kinase, non-receptor, 2. Lineage: Eukaryota; Metazoa; Chordata; Mammalia; Rodentia; Chinchillidae. The record is from RefSeq and is a predicted model, not a curated record. Bases 491 to 3712 code for a protein of 1073 amino acids. Gene Ontology annotation, biological process: signal transduction; regulation of keratinocyte differentiation; negative regulation of epidermal growth factor receptor signaling pathway. Gene Ontology annotation, molecular function: protein serine/threonine/tyrosine kinase activity; protein binding; protein tyrosine kinase activity. Gene Ontology annotation, cellular component: extrinsic component of cytoplasmic side of plasma membrane. The transcript is spliced from 16 exons.
CCCGAGAGUCCCGGCGAGCCCGGGGAGGGGACGUGGGGCAGCUCCGCACACCUGGGGCGCGAGGCGGUGGUCCUAGGGGAGCCCCCGGUGCGGCGCCCAGAGGUCGUGGGCAGGGCUCGGCUGGUGGGGCCCUGGGGGCCUGAAGGAGAGGGGCGUCCGGGGGUGCAGGAAGCAAACUGGUUGCCUGGGGUGCAGGAGGGACAGGUGGUUCGCGCGGUGCAGGAGACGGUCUUGGCCGGCAAGGAGUCUCAGCAGGGAGCGGGGCCCCCAGAGGGCCCCGGGACCCGAAGGCGCAGGCGGAGGAGGAGGUGGUAGCUAGGAUUCCCGUGGGGAGCGCGAGAUGUAGGUGCGCGGGGUGUGGGCAGCUGCGAACUUGAACGCUGCUGUAAGCCGCCGCCCGGGGACAGGCAGUGGCUUGCGGGAUCAUCUUCUACCUCGCCUGGGCUUCACGGAGAGCAACUGAAAGCGGCAGAGGCUGGGGAGCACCAGCAUGCAGCCCGAGGAGGGCACAGGCUGGCUGUUGGAGCUGCUGUCCGAGGUGCAGCUACAGCAGUACUUCCUGCGACUCCGCGAUGACCUCAACGUGACCCGCCUGUCCCACUUUGAGUAUGUCAAGAACGAGGACCUGGAGAAGAUUGGCAUGGGCCGGCCUGGCCAGCGGCGGCUGUGGGAGGCUGUGAAGAGAAGGAAGGCCCUGUGCAAGCGCAAGUCAUGGAUGAGCAAGGUGUUCAGCGGAAAGCGGCUGGAGUCUGAGUUCCCCCCUCACCACACCCAGAGCACCUUCCGGAAGCCCUCGCCCACCCCGGGGGCCCCUGCGGGUGAGGGGCCCCUGCAGAGCCUCACCUGCCUCAUCGGGGAGAAGGACCUGCGCCUCCUGGAGAAGCUGGGGGAUGGCUCCUUCGGCGUGGUGCGCAGGGGCGAGUGGGACGCACCUUCAGGCAAGACGGUGAGCGUGGCCGUGAAGUGCCUGAAGCCUGACGUGCUGAGCCAGCCUGAGGCCAUGGACGACUUCAUCCGGGAGGUCAACGCCAUGCACUCGCUUGACCACCGAAACCUCAUUCGCCUGUACGGUGUGGUGCUCACACCGCCCAUGAAGAUGGUUACAGAGCUGGCACCCCUCGGAUCCCUGUUGGACCGGCUGCGGAAGCACCAGGGUCACUUCCUCCUGGGGACUCUGAGCCGCUACGCCGUCCAGGUGGCCGAGGGCAUGGGCUACCUGGAGUCCAAGCGCUUUAUUCACCGUGACCUGGCCGCUCGAAAUCUGCUGCUGGCUACUCGUGACCUGGUCAAGAUCGGGGACUUCGGACUGAUGCGAGCCCUGCCCCAGAAUGACGACCACUAUGUCAUGCAGGAACAUCGCAAGGUGCCCUUUGCCUGGUGUGCCCCUGAGAGCCUGAAGACCCGUACCUUCUCCCAUGCCAGCGACACCUGGAUGUUUGGGGUCACACUGUGGGAGAUGUUUACCUAUGGCCAGGAGCCCUGGAUCGGCCUCAAUGGCAGCCAGAUCCUGCACAAGAUUGACAAGGAGGGGGAGCGCCUGCCGAGGCCUGAGGACUGCCCGCAGGACAUCUACAACGUCAUGGUGCAGUGCUGGGCCCACAAGCCCGAGGACAGACCCACAUUUGUGGCCCUGCGGGACUUCCUGCUGGAGGCCCAGCCCACUGACAUGAGGGCACUGCAGGACUUUGAGGAGCCAGACAAGCUGCACAUCCAGAUGAAUGAUGUCAUCACCGUCAUCGAGGGAAGGGCCGAGAACUACUGGUGGCGGGGGCAGAACACGCGGACGCUGUGUGUGGGGCCCUUCCCGCGCAACGCGGUGACCUCCGUGGCCGGCCUGUCGGCCCAGGACAUCAGCCAGCCCCUGCAGAACAGCUUCAUCCACACGGGGCACGGGGACAGUGACCCCCGCCACUGCUGGGGCUUCCCCGACCGCAUUGAUGAACUGUACCUGGGGAACCCCAUGGACCCCCCUGACCUGCUGAGCGUGGAGCUGAGCGCCUCCCGGCCUGCCCAGCACCUGGGAAGGCUGAAGAGGGAGCCUCCACCUCGCCCUCCUCAGCCUGCCAUCUUCACUCGGAGUAAGUGGGGCCGUGCAGGACGCCCCUGCCCCCUCUCUCCUCUCUCCUCUCCUCUCCUCCUGGAAGAGCCCACUUACGACCCUGUGAGUGAGGACCCGGACCCCCUGGCCGGGGACUUCAAGAGACUGGGUCUGCGCAAGCCAGGCCUGCCCCGGGGGCUGUGGCUGUCGAAGCCCUCAGCCCGGGUCCCAGGCACCAAGGCAGGCCGUGGUGGCAGCGGCGGGGGCGGCGAGGUUACCCUCAUCGACUUCAGCGAGGACCCUGUGGUCCCAGCCGCUCGGCCCUGUGCACCUUCCCUGGCGCAGCUGGCCAUGGACGCCUACUCCUUGCUGGACAAAACUCCUCCCCAGAGCCCCACGCGGGCCCUGCCGCGCCCCCUGCACCCCACGCCGGUGGUGGACUGGGACGCGCGCCCGCUGCCCCCACCCCCUGCCUACGAUGAUGUGGCCCAGGACGAGGAGGACUUCGAGGUCUGCUGCAUCAACAGCACACUGGUGGGCACUGAGCUGGCCCCUGCGCCCUGCCAGGGCGAGACCAACUCUGCCUUCGUGCCAGAGCCCGCGCGGCGCCCCCCGGCGCUGGAGGACAACUUGUUCCUGCCCGCCCAGGGCGGGGGCCCACCGCCCAGCUCGGCGCAGACCGCCCAGAUCUUCCAGGCGCUGCAGCAGGAGUGCAUGCGGCAGCUGCAGGUCCCCACAGGCUCGCUGGCGCCCUCGCCUGGCCCCGGGGGUGACGACAGGCCCCAGGUGCCGCCCCGCGUACCCAUCCCCCCGCGGCCCACGCGCCCGCGCGUUGAGCUAUCUCCGGCCCCCUUGGGAGAGGAGGAGCUGGGCCGGUGGCCUGGACCUGCAUCCCCGCCUCGGGUACCUCCCCGGGAGCCCCUGUCCCCACAAGGUUCAAGGACCCCCAGCCCGCUGGUGCCGCCUGGCAGCUCCCCGCUGCCACCCCGGCUCUCGAGCUCCCCAGGGAAGACCAUGCCUACCACUCAGAGCUUUGCCUCCGACCCCAAGUAUGCCACCCCUCAGGUGAUCCAGGCUCCUGGCCCCCGGGCAGGGCCCUGCAUCCUGCCCAUCGUGCGCGAUGGCCGGAAGGUCAGCAGCACCCACUACUACCUGCUGCCUGAGCGCCCGCCCUACCUGGAGCGCUACCAGCGCUUUCUCCGGGAGGCGCCGAGCCCCGAGGAGCCGGCCCCGCAGCCCGCGCCCCUCCUGCUGCCUCCGCCCAGCACCCCGGCCCCCGCGGCCCCCACCGCCACCGUGCGACCCAUGCCCCAGCCCGCCCCGGACCCCAAGGCCAACUUCUCCACCAACAACAGCAACCCUGCCGUCCGGCCGCCCGCCCUGCAGAGGGGCUGCCCGAGGGACGGGCCGGAGACCGCGCGGCCCGCGGACAAGGUCCAGAUGCUGCAGGCCAUGGUACACGGGGUGACCACAGAGGAGUGCCAGGCUGCCCUGCAGAGCCACGGCUGGAGCGUGCAGAGGGCUGCCCAGUAUCUGAAGGUGGAGCAGCUCUUCGGGCUGGGGCUGCGGCCAAGAAUGGAGUGCCACAAAGUGCUGGAGAUGUUUGACUGGGACCUGGAGCAGGCCGGCUGCCACCUGCUGGGCUCCUGUGGCCCCGCCCGCCACAAGCGCUGAGCGGCCUCUGGAGACCGAGUGUCUGCCCUGAGGGAGUGGCGUGAGCUGCGCACGCGCCGGCUGGGGAGGCCGCCCGCCCGGGCCGGAGGACCUGCUGUCGCCGGUUGUUCCCAGGGCAAGAGUGAGGCCGGCGCCCGCCCUGCCCACCCCUCACCCAGCACCGUCCCUGCGCACGUGGUUCAGUCCCCAGUGCCCCCGCCAGGAGGUGGGAAGGGCCCUGUGAGCCGGCCGGGAUGUCCGAGGCUGGGCCAGGCCCUGCCCGGGGGACCAGACUGAAAGGAAGCGAGCGGGACCGGCGGGAGACGUGUGCCCACGCAGAGGCGCCAGCCCCUGAAGGCCGUCGCCGGGCUGGGAGCCCUGCGGGCCCCGGGGGUCGGGCAGGAUCGGACUGCAGCCUGCUGUGGACUGUAGGCCUGUUACGGGGUCUACCCGUCGUAGGAUCUUACGCCUGGAGAUAGCCAGGGUGGCUCAGGAAGCGGAGCGGAGGUGCCAGACCGUUUUCUGGCAGGGACCAGGGCCCAAGGCCCCAGGGUUGGAAGACCAAGGGUCAGCUGCCCUAGAGGGACACCAGUGCUUCCUGUCUGCACCCAGCUCUUCCUCUGUGCCGUUGUUUCCCACCAGCCUCUGUCGCCAAAGCUGCUGUCCCAGCUGUCAGUAUCUGCUUCUUCCAGAGAAAUAAAGUUAGUUUCUAUUUUAUGUUA